This is a messenger RNA of Aspergillus tanneri, 1074 nucleotides long. RefSeq lists its product as uncharacterized. The coding region runs from base 1 to 1074 and encodes 357 amino acids. NCBI's taxonomy places the organism in Eukaryota, Fungi, Ascomycota, Eurotiomycetes, Eurotiales, Aspergillaceae. The record is from RefSeq and is a predicted model, not a curated record. The transcript has 4 exons.
AUGGGCAGGUUUGCACCAGAUAGCUGGGAGCCCGCGGUCAACAUUGUGACCUGGUUUCUCAUGACGACGGCCACCCUUUGCGUUCUCACUCGACUAGGGACCAAAUACUGGAUAUUCCGGCGGUGGACGACAGAUGAUUAUCUCAGUAUUGUCUCGAUGGUGUUAUGUGUGGCACAGUCCGUGGCUGUGUCAAUGGCCAUGGCUAAUGGAUAUGGUGAGCAUUUUGACGCAGUAUCAGGGCUGAAGGUGGACAGCAUUUUGAAGUCACAAUACGCUGCAGCUAUCCUGUUUCUUACGACCCUGUGUCUUUCGAAAUUGGCCCUCAUCCACUUUAUCUGGAGUGUGACACCAGUUACGUCCGACCGUUAUAUUGCCAUUGGCCUAGAGAUCUUUACAAUCCUGUGGGCAGUGACGUCUGUUCUCGCUUCUGCAUUUCAAUGCAGGCCGCCUCGACCGUGGGACUAUAUAAACGGGCAAUGCUUUAGUUUUAGAGCUUGGUGGAACUAUCUUUGCAUCACGAAUAUUUUGUCCGAGGCGGGGAUUAUCACACAGGCCUUCCUAAUUAUCACUAGGACACAGGCACGUUGGUCAAAGAAGGUGACGCUGGCCAGCAUAUUUGGGCUUCGAAUAUUUGUCAUUGUUGCGGUGAUCGUUCAACUGAUCUACAUCAACGAGAUGACCAUUUCUAUAAAUCCGAAUUCCGCUACGUGGUCGACGAUAAUAUCCACGCAGAUUGUUCAGUGCUUGAGCGUCGUAACUGCCUGCUCCCCGCAUUUCAAACCGUUCAUGGACAGCCUGCAAUCUACAGGCAUGCGCGUGGAUGGAAUGACAACCUACAACGUGAAUUCCACAAAGCGAUAUGGCUAUGGUCUUUCCUCGCUGCGCAACAGGUCGAUCCUGCGUAAUAAUGAAGACCAUGAGCUCGCUCCAAUCAUUCACGUCAACGGCACACACCAGACGACGGUCACCUCGACGGGAGCCAUAUCCGAGUGUGAUGCAGAGAGUCAAUUGAGUCAGACCCAUAUUAUUCGAGAGAUUCGGACAUACGCUGUGACUGAAUCACCCGCAAUAUGA